AACAGUGCCCUCGCCGCGCCUUCCUCCUCCUUCUGCUGCUGCCGCUACCGCUGCCGCCGCUGCCGGAACGUUCGGCCUGGGGCGGCAGGGGCCGGGCCCGCGCGCGCUUCGCUCUCCAACUCGCGGUGGGCGACUGGAUUCGCUCCCCGACCCUCCCAGGAGGGCUCUCCUCGGCUUUCGCUUGGUCUGGCGGACCCUGGGCUCCUUCCAAACAGCCCUUGACUGAGUCCCCUCCAGUCAGGGACCCUCCCCUGUCUAUUAAGGAAGAGUGGAAACCUGCCGCUGUGUCUCCCUAAAAGGGUCAUCUCCUCACACCCACCCAGACGGCGGGGGGCGGAGGGGCUCCACGAUCCGGUUCUGCCCGAUUUCUCAACUCCAGAACCUUCUGACCUCCGUUAGUUGUUCCUCGCCCCUGCCUCGUGCCCCGUCCACCCUGAGUGAGAGGCAGCUCCAACCCCAUACAGGCCGGGCCUGGCUCGCUGCCCUCGGGUCCCUUCCAGACCGCCCCACCUCUUUUCACGCCCCGGACCCUCUGUCCUCUUUCCCUCGGUCCCCUUGUCACCUUUUGGAGCCUUCGCCUAACCAGGAUCCAGUGGGUACCUCCUACCCCAGGAUGUGAGCCCCUGUAACCUGUAAUGCUGUGGCUGGCCCUUGGCCCCUUCCGUGCCAUGGAGAACCAGGUGCUGGUGAUUCGUAUCAAGAUUCCAAAUAGUGGCGCGGUGGACUGGACAGUGCACUCGGGGCCGCAGUUACUCUUCAGGGAUGUGCUGGAUGUGAUAGGCCAGGUUCUGCCUGAAGCAACAACCACAGCAUUUGAAUAUGAGGACGAAGAUGGCGAUCGGAUUACGGUGAGAAGUGAUGAAGAAAUGGAGGCAAUGCUGUCAUAUUAUUAUUCCACAGUAAUGGAACAGCAAGUAAAUGGACAGUUAAUAGAGCCUCUGCAGAUAUUUCCAAGAGCCUGCAAGCCUCCUGGGGAACGGAACAUACAUGGCCUGAAGGUGAACACCCGGGCUGGACCCUCUCAGCACGGCAGCCCUGCUGUCUCAGAUUCCCUUCCAAGCAAUAGCUUAAAGAAGUCUUCUGCUGAACUGAAAAAAAUAUUAGCCAACGGCCAGAUGAAUGAACAAGACAUACGGUAUCGAGACACUCUUGGUCAUGGCAACGGAGGCACAGUCUACAAAGCAUAUCAUGUCCCAAGUGGGAAAAUAUUAGCUGUAAAGGUCAUACUGCUAGAUAUUACACUGGAACUUCAGAAGCAAAUUAUGUCUGAAUUGGAAAUUCUUUAUAAGUGUGAUUCAUCAUAUAUCAUAGGGUUUUAUGGUGCAUUUUUCGUAGAAAACAGGAUUUCAAUAUGUACAGAAUUCAUGGAUGGGAGCACCCACAGCCAAAGCAUAAAGUUUAGUCACACUGUGGUUUUCCAGCUUCUUGUUGUUAAAGGCCUUACCUAUUUGUGGAGUUUAAAGAUUUUACAUAGAGAUGUGAAGCCCUCCAAUAUGCUAGUAAACACGAGAGGACAGGUGAAGCUGUGUGAUUUUGGAGUUAGCACUCAGCUGGUGAAUUCUAUAGCCAAGACGUAUGUCGGAACAAAUGCUUAUAUGGCGCCUGAAAGAAUUUCCGGGGAGCAGUAUGGCAUCCAUUCUGAUGUCUGGAGUUUAGGAAUCUCUUUCAUGGAGCUUGCUCUUGGGAGGUUUCCAUAUCCCCAGAUUCAGAAAAACCAGGGAUCUUUAAUGCCUCUCCAGCUUCUGCAGUGCAUUGUUGAUGAGGAUUCGCCCGUCCUUCCAGUUGGAGAGUUCUCCGAGCCAUUUGUACAUUUCAUCACUCAGUGCAUGAGAAAACAGCCAAAAGAGAGACCAGCACCUGAGGACUUGAUGGGCCACCCGUUCAUCAUGCAGUUCAAUGAUGGGAACACCGCCGUCGUGUCCAUGUGGGUGUGCAGGGCGCUGGAAGAGAGGCGGAGUCAGCAGGGGCCCCCGUGACGCCACAGAGGGGCGCUGAAAGCCCAGGACUGGUCACCAAGGGGACAGCCAACCUGUUGCGCCCCCUUUCUGUUUGCUGUCUGCACCAGAAGAGCUUUGCCAGGCCCAGCUUCACAGCUGUCACCUUGGGCUUUGCCGGCAAUGGCCUAGCAUAGGGAGCCCUCAAGAGUGGCCAGCCCUUGCCCUCCCCUGGUCUGGAGGCUCUGACUGGGAGUGGACAAAGGGAUGGGGGCGUCGAGAAUGGAGGCUCCUAUGCCCCUGCCCCUCUUUUUCCUAACAUUUUUCUUUGUAAAGGGUCAGGCCCUGUCAGCAUCACAGAUGGGAAUAAAGGUAUUACUGCUUUGUGAUUGCC
Suricata suricatta (meerkat) is the source of this 2328-nucleotide messenger RNA. RefSeq names its product mitogen-activated protein kinase kinase 5 (gene MAP2K5). The coding region runs from base 636 to 1976 and encodes 446 amino acids. Gene Ontology annotation, molecular function: protein binding; protein kinase activity; ATP binding. The record is from RefSeq and is a predicted model, not a curated record. The transcript is spliced from 22 exons. Gene Ontology annotation, biological process: protein phosphorylation. Lineage: Eukaryota; Metazoa; Chordata; Mammalia; Carnivora; Herpestidae.